Brassica rapa (field mustard) is the source of this 2509-nucleotide messenger RNA. RefSeq lists its product as uncharacterized. Lineage: Eukaryota; Viridiplantae; Streptophyta; Magnoliopsida; Brassicales; Brassicaceae. The record is from RefSeq and is a predicted model, not a curated record.
UCAUUUAAAAAAUAUUAUUUUUGGAGUAGAAAAUGGAGUAAUACAUUGAAGUAAAACCUUACUCCAUUUUGGUGUUGCACCAUUUUGAAGUAAAAAAUGGGGUAAUACAUUGGAGAUGCUCUAAGGGCAUCUCCAACCAUAUUUCAUUUUUGACUCCAAACUCAAUUUUGGAGUAAAAUCUUUUCUAACCCCACUCCAUAUUCAACUCCAAAAUGGAGUAAUGGCUAGGGUUACUCCAUUUAUGGAGUAAUUUUACUCAUUACUCCAUUAUGGAGUUGAAUUUUUUUCUAUUUAUGCAAUGGUCCUUUUAAUCUUUAAUGUUUUUAUUUCAUACUUAAAAUAAUAUAAUACUCAGCAAAAGAUUAUUUAAUAGUUUACAUAAAAUAUGCAUAAACUCAUAAAAGUCAAAACUAAGAAUAAAUAAUAUAAAAAAUACAAUAUAAUAUAAAUAAGUAAUUUAAUAAUUAAUUCGGUAAAUUGUUUUCGGAACUACUAAAAUCGGUGAAGUAUUAUUCAAACUGAAUAUAUGAGUUUUUAAUAUUGUAGGUCAAAAUUUUGAUUGAUAACAUUUGUAUUUGUUGAACUUGAUAUAUGCACAAACAAUGAGACCCAAUACAUAAUUCAAAUUACAAAACACAUUUUUUUUUCUUUAUGUUCUUUUAAUGCAUAUAAAUAUUUUUGAAUUAGAAAAAUUGCAUAUGAUAAAAACGGCAUGGAUUGAAAUUGGAAGAUAAUUUCUAGUUGUAUUUUUAAUGAUAAAUAUUUAAUUUAAAUAAAAUUUAUUUUAUGGAAAUUUUGUAAACAUAAAAUUGUUGGAUUAAUUGUUAAAUUUUUAUAAGUUGAAGGUACUAAUAACAACUAUUAACUAAAUAAAAAAUAAAUAUAUUUUUUGGAGUAAAAAAUGGAGUAAUACAUUGGAGUAAAACCCAACUUCAUUUUGGAGUUAUACCAUUUUGGAGUAAAAUUUGGAGUAAUACAUUGGAGAUGCUGUAAGGCGCAUUUUGAUAGAGUGCAACUUUACAAUUGUGUGUUUCUAAAAAAAAAACUAUUAAAUUUUAUAAAAUAAUUUCAUGCAUUAAUCCUAUAUCUAUUGUAACAUAAGAUACCAAAUUCAACUGGUUAUAUAUUCAUACUUAUCGGUUAACAUUAAUUGUAAAUCCAGCCAAGCAUUGUCAUAGUUUCAAUUGAAUGAAAUUAAUGGUAAGACAGCCCAGCUUUUAUUAUUCAAGUAGUUCGGAAGAUAUUACUUCCGUGUUUUUAAUAGACAAAAAAUAAAUUUGUUUUAACAGUACUACAGUAUAAUUCUUCCAAAAAUUCAUUAAAUAACUUCACAUGGGAAAUUAACUCACACUGCAAUAUUAAUAGCUUGCUUUUGGUGUGAAGCUUCGUGAUAUUGUAGUCAUAACAAUUAACUUUCACGUAGCCAUUUUAUUACCUUACUUGUUUUAUGAAAGUUUCUUUAAUAAGGUUUUGUACUUGUGAUUAACAUUAAUGUACAUUUAAUUUUCUUCCUGCUCCGAUUAAGACACCUUUACAUGUACGUUAUAUAACGAUCUGUCAGCAUUGCCAUUUUAAAAGGAAAAAAUAUAUAUUUUUAUUCAGCCGGUUAUGCAAAAACCGUUGUUUCUCGCUAUCAUAGUAUAUGAUAAUAUGAUCUAUAUAUUUCAUGUAUCGUAAUUAAAUGAGUAACUUCCCAUUAAAUUGAGCCUUAAUGAAUUUUUCAAAAUUCUUUCUCUCUCUCUCUGAACAGCUCUAUGUGUGUUUUGUUUUAUAAAAUGCCCUAGCGAGAACCAUCAAAGACAUCUCAAUAAAACCAAAACCUCUUUCUCAACUCCCAAAGAGAGGAUCGAUGAGCAGGAGGAACAGGAACGGGCCUAAGCUUGAGCUGAAGCUGAACCUUUCGCCACCUUCUUCUCAAGGUAACCAGAUGAAUCUGGUUCGAUCUCCAAGUCGUUCCAACACAACUUCACCGAAUUCAUGCGUUUCCUCUGAAACGAUGCAGGAGGAGAUGGAGACAGCAACCUCAAUGGUUCUUGUCGGCUGCCCCCGUUGCCUUAUGUACGUUAUGCUCUCUCAAGAUGACCCAAAAUGCCCAAAAUGCAAAAGCACCGUCCUACUCGAUUUCCUUCAGCAAAACGCCUCCGCGGCUACAACCGCCCCCGCCGCCACCACUAAACGCAAGAAGACCUGGUGGAACUGAGUUGUUUAAACCAACCCCUUUUUAAAAAUAACCGAAAUAUUUCAACAGCCUAUAGACUGAUCCAACCGCAUUUGUUGAUCUGUCAUUUCUUUUGCUUCUUCUAGUGGUUGAUUUGUCUUCAGAGUAGUGCUAAUCACGCUCCACGUUUAGACCAAACCUGAAGUGGAGCGCGAAUAGCACUAACUUUGCUUUUAGAUUAAAAAUAUGAAUUUUGUAGAACAAAUGAUGAUAUGGCUCAGUAUGAUGAAAUAUGUGUUGUUGUUGUUUCUCUCCAUAUUUAUUUAUUCCGAGAGUCUUAAUUAUAAUUCA